UUUCCUUUCCUUGAACCGAUCAAGAAGAACGCYAAGUCUUCUGAAAUCUGCCUGAAAAUUUCACCGGAUUUGACUAUUUUAAGUAAGAAAUAGCAGCUAUGUAUUCGAGGUUCUUGGAGACGGCUAAGCGUAACCCGUUUGGGACACCGAUUGAUGACAUGCCGACUCCAUCAAGGAAUUCUCGUCGUCUGAUGGCGUCCGCUGCCGCUGAAGAUGUGAGCUGUGAAUUUGGGAGUGGAAAGUAUUAUGCGCUGUGUGGAUUUGGUGGUAUUUUGAGUUGUGGUAUUACACACACAGCAGUCGUACCCUUGGAUUUGGUCAAAUGUAGAAUACAGGUUAACCCUGCUAAAUACAAGAACAUUUCUCAAGGUUUUAAGCUAACAGUCAGUGAGGGUGGUGUGCGCGCUCUUGCAAAAGGUUGGGCGCCUACGUUUUUUGGUUACUCAAUGCAAGGACUUUGCAAGUUUGGCUUCUAUGAAGUCUUUAAAAUUCUCUAUGGUAACAUGAUGGGUGAGGAAUAUUCAUACUUGUACAGAACGUCUCUCUACCUGGCAGCAUCAGCCUCUGCUGAGUUCUUUGCGGACAUUGCCUUAGCUCCCAUGGAAGCUGUGAAGGUUAAAAUCCAAACUACAGAAGGUUGGGCUAGUACUCUGAGAACUGGUGUCCCCAAACUGUGGGCUGAGGAAGGCAUAAGAGGAUUUUACAAAGGACUUCCACCAUUGUGGAUGAGACAGAUCCCUUACACAAUGAUGAAGUUUGCUUGCUUUGAAAGAACAGUAGAAUUCUUGUAUAAAUAUGUUGUACCCAAACCAAGGAGUGAUUGUACCAAACCUGAACAACUGGUAGUAACAUUUGCUGCUGGUUAUAUUGCUGGUGUUUUCUGUGCUGUUGUUUCUCAUCCUGCRGACACCGURGUCUCUAAACUGAACAACCAGCCUGGCAGCUCCCCCAUGCAAGCUGCACGWGAACUUGGCAUGGCUGGGCUCUGGAAGGGUCUUGGRCCCCGUAURAUCAUGAUUGGUACCCUUACAGCUCUACAAUGGUURAUCUARGACUCRGUCAAAGUCUUCUUCCGCCUGCCACGCCCACCACCACCAGAGGAACCUGAGAGCCUUAAAAGAAAGCGACUCCAAGCACAAUAAUUCAUCCCUUUGUAACUUCCAUCAACUAAAAUCCAUUUCAAAUGAUGAAAAAUGAAAUCCCCUUCCCAAUUCAAUUUUAAUUCUUCUGGUGCAUUACGGCUGUAUUUGAAGCUGUAAUUUUUGUAAAAUGGAUUUUUUGAGUGUGUAAUGUGUUAAGGUGAAAGUGAGGUUCAUCUUUGCCAUUGGAUAUGACAAAUAUUCGCAUAAUAAAUGUAUUUAAAUAUCUACACUGAAAAAAAUUCUUCUACCUUCACAAUUUGAUUUUUUUUUACUGCAAAUAUUGUGCAAGACCAGUCCAGUAAUGUGAUUUUUGUGAAGUGCUUUAGUUAGGAAUUUACUCAAAAGAUAGUUUAUUAAUUUGAAGCUAUUUAAGUUUUGUUUUAUUUGGAGUCUUCAUGAGUGAAAAUAAAAACGUGGAUUUCUUAUA
Messenger RNA from Exaiptasia diaphana, 1569 nucleotides. RefSeq names its product phosphate carrier protein, mitochondrial-like. Gene Ontology annotation, molecular function: phosphate transmembrane transporter activity. Lineage: Eukaryota; Metazoa; Cnidaria; Anthozoa; Actiniaria; Aiptasiidae. The transcript has 7 exons. Gene Ontology annotation, cellular component: mitochondrial inner membrane. The record is from RefSeq and is a predicted model, not a curated record. The coding region runs from base 99 to 1142 and encodes 347 amino acids. Gene Ontology annotation, biological process: mitochondrial phosphate ion transmembrane transport.